CAUGUGCUCACAUGCCUCUUCUCUGAGCUUUUGAAACAAACAAAUAAACAAAAUUAUUAAUAAAAAAAAACCCAGUCUUUUCUUUCCUUACCUUAUUUAUAUAUAUUGGAAAGAAAUUAUUUUGAUGGAAUUUUUAUAAUCUUACACAGAAAAAUUAACAUGGUGAAUUAAAAAACAAACUAUAAUAUUAUAUUAUAUUAUAUUAUAUUUUAUAUAUACUUGUAUUUUAGAUCAGGAUUGAGUUCUCUAGUUUUCAGUUGAGAUUUUUGAUAGAGACCCAGAAUCAGAAAUAGCUCAAAAAAGUAAGUGAAAGUGAAGAAAAACUUGAAGAAAAGAUAGUUUUUGAAGAAUAAAUUUGUGUUUUCUUGGUUUGGGUUUUUUGAGAAGAUGAAGGAGCAGAAAAGUGAAAGUGGAGGAGGGUAUGUAAGAGCAGAUCAGAUAGAUCUGAAGAGCUUAGAUGAGCAACUUCAAAGGCAUCUUAGUAGAGCAUGGACAAUGGAGAAGAACAAGAACAGGAAAGAGGAAGGUGAGGACGGCGGCGGCGGCGGCGGCGGAGAACAGCUCAGGUCAAGCAGCAACACUGUGAGAAGACAAGAGUGGGAGAUUGAUCCUUCUAAGCUUAUCAUCAAAAGUGUAAUAGCUCGUGGUACUUUUGGUACUGUUCACCGUGGUAUUUAUGAUGGCCAAGAUGUUGCUGUUAAACUUCUCGACUGGGGAGAAGAGGGUCACAGAUCAGCGGCUGAAAUAGCUUCACUUCGAGCAGCUUUUACACAAGAAGUUGCCGUGUGGCAUAAGCUUGAUCAUCCUAAUGUAACAAAGUUCAUAGGGGCGACAAUGGGCUCAUCGGACUUGAACAUACAAACGGAAAAUGGCCAAAUCGGCAUGCCGAGUAACAUGUGUUGUGUUGUUGUUGAAUAUUGUCCUGGGGGUGCUUUGAAGUCUUACCUGAUAAAGAAUAGGAGAAGGAAGCUGGCCUUUAAAGUAGUCGUUCAAUUGGCACUAGAUCUCGCACGAGGGUUAAGCUAUCUUCAUUCCAAGAAGAUUGUCCAUAGAGAUGUCAAAACUGAAAACAUGCUUUUGGACAAGACACGAACUGUGAAAAUAGCCGAUUUCGGGGUUGCUCGUCUUGAGGCUUCAAACCCUAAUGACAUGACCGGAGAGACCGGAACACUUGGUUACAUGGCACCCGAGGUCCUUAACGGCAAUCCCUACAAUAGAAAGUGCGAUGUGUACAGUUUUGGUAUCUGUUUAUGGGAAAUAUACUGCUGUGACAUGCCAUAUCCCGAUCUCAGCUUCUCGGAAGUGACGUCAGCUGUCGUCCGCCAGAAUCUAAGGCCGGAAAUACCUCGUUGCUGUCCGAGUUCACUUGCAAACGUAAUGAAGCGAUGCUGGGAUGCCAACCCGGACAAAAGACCGGAGAUGGACGAAGUGGUGUCGAUGAUGGAGGCGAUAGAUACAUCGAAAGGUGGAGGAAUGAUCCCACAUGAUCAAGCUCAAGGUUGUUUAUGUUUUCGGAGAUAUCGGGGACCGUGAUAAUGGUUGAACCCUAAAGAUAUGUAUUCAGGGAUUAGGGUUCCAAUUGAUUCAUAUUGAAUUGAAAAUGGAAAGAUGGGGAUGCAAUGUAAGAUCCAAAAUUGUGGAGUUUAUUGACUAAGAAAAUGUUUCACAAUUUCUGCUAUUUUAAACUGACCUUUUUGUAAA
Molecule: messenger RNA, 1701 nt
Organism: Gossypium raimondii (Peruvian cotton)
Lineage: Eukaryota; Viridiplantae; Streptophyta; Magnoliopsida; Malvales; Malvaceae
Product: serine/threonine-protein kinase STY13
Exons: 6
Coding region: 388-1533 (381 amino acids)
Biological process (GO): protein phosphorylation
Cellular component (GO): plasma membrane
Molecular function (GO): protein kinase activity; ATP binding
Source: RefSeq, a predicted model, not a curated record